AUGGCAAGACAAUCCACCCUUGACCCCCAUCUCUCUCCACGCGCUGGUCCAUCGAGCAAAGACCCUCAUAAAUCACCUAUCGAAGCUGGUCCAUCGACCCGAUCUCCUCACCAAUCUCCCACCAAACGACGUCAACCCGCAACACGCAGAUACAGCCCUGGAGGGGAUAGCGAAGGUUCCGAGGGGUUGGCAGGAGUCGUCUUGUCUCAGAUCAAAGUGGGGUCAGGAACACGAGGGAGGAAACAUUUGCGUUCUAAUAGUGAAGACCAGCGAGAUCCAAACAAUGAGGAUGUUUAUUCAGAAAAGGAUCUUGAGAGCGAAAGAAAUGAUGGCGACUACCAUGAGGCUGAGGGUGGGGAUUUCGAGGAGCAACACCCGGAUGAUUCUAGGGAGAACGAGGGCCAUCAGCAGCAACAAGCAUUUGGGGUUGAAUAUGAUGAAGAAGGAGAAGAUGAGUUGGAUACUGAUAUUGAGAUUGAAGAAGUUGUCAAAUCAAGGGGAAAGGGGAAAGGCAGGGUCAAAAAAGGGAAUAACGAGAUACCCCAGGACAAUGUGAGACCAGAAGGGGGAAGGAAACAAAUUGUUCAAGACGAAGAAGAAGAAGAAAACACACGUAAAAACAUCGCAACCACUGGAGUAGAUAAAAAAGGAAAGCCGAGGUCUAAUUUGCAAGAGAACAGGUCUGGAGAAAAUAAAAACGCUCAGACACCUGAGAAAAAGGGUAAAAUCGUUUUUGUUGGACAACCUGGAAAGCCAUCCAGUGCGCAAAGAAAAGGAAGGAAAAUACCUUAUAUCCUCCUCGAUCCUCUUUCACCUUCGUCGGGACAUAGGAGUCAACGGAUGGAACGACAAUUGGGGAUAUCUGAGAUAGAGGGUUCUCCCGCUCCGACUUCAAGAACUCGUUUGGCUACAAAUACGAAAACGAGUGUGAAACCCUCUGCUGAAAGGGGGAGGGGAAAACCGUCGCGUGUUGCGAUCCUGCGUGGAGAGGAAGAUCCGCAAAGAGUUGGAAUGAGCUCUGAGGACGAAGAACUGUCUAUGGAUCUGGCCGACUCAAGCAAUAGAAGUAAGGGUGGACAAGUAGAACGACGACGGGGAGGGAGAGGUGGUAAAGGCUUUAAGGAAGGAAAGAUCUCAUCGUCAAGAACCACCACUGCAUUCGUAGAGAUACCCACUCUAUCACCUCAAAUCUUGAGUCAAUAUAUCAUCAAUGCCGAUUCUCAUAUUUUUCCCUCUUCCGACCGGAAUGGAAUUGCCCCUCACAUGGAAGAAAAUCACUUUAUACCUCCACUCGAAACUGACCAAUUACCCGGGAUAUCAGAAGAUAUGGUCCAUGCUGCUCUUUUCCUAAACGAUCAAGAUGAUCUUCUAGUGUUUGACAAUCCCCCAGAAGGUCAAAUGGAGGAAGAUGGAUAUAUUUCAGAUUCGUUUUUGGAUAUUUUGACCGCUACGACUCCUGCAGGUGGUGAUUUUGGUGUGGAUCAUGCGGACGAGGAGAUAGAAAAUGGUCCAUCUAGCACAUCAAAGGUAGUUGAUCCUGUUGUGGACGUUGACGGGGAGGAGAAGGAAAAGGAGAUGAAGAAGAAAAAGACCAGUGGUCAUGUCAGUUCAGCAGAAUCCUCACUUGACGAAGAUGAGAUGCAAAGAACUAUAAAGAAACACAUUGGAGAGAAACGAAAAGUUGUCACUACCUACAGAACUGGAAAGGGUAAAGAAAAGGCUUUCAACGAAGGAGGCAAAAGGCGAACCGAAGAUGGACAUUCGUCCAAGAGUAUGAAAAACAAAGACAGAAAAGGAAAAGGAAAACAAGUUGAUAAACCUUCUAAAGGACAAUCUCACCGCGAAAAAGGACACAAAAAUAAAAGUUCUAAACGAUCUCAUUCAUCUUCUCCUGAAGAUAUGGUAGAAGAUCUUAAGCUAGAUGAACCAGAACGUUUCAAAUCUUCCACACGUCUACGUGAACGUGUAAAAGAAACUGUUUUUCAACGUAAAAUGCGUCAUCUUCGUGCUCGUCGAUUAGGUUUAGAAGAAUCUUCUUCAUCUUCUGAAUCUUCCACUUCUGAUGAUUCAGAAGAAGAUGAUGAUGAUGAUGAAAGUGAAAGUGAUGAAGAAGAUUUCAUAAUUGAUGAUGGUGGUCAUGUACCUGAUGAUUUAUUACCACAUCAAUUUUCUCUCAACUCUGCUCAAACUCCGGAAUUCAAGUUGAAAGUCGUCUUUCAAUAUUUUGUUUUGUUAGCUGUCAAAGGACCAAAGAUCUUACCUUUGAAAGGUGAUGCAGCGGGAUAUUUAUUACCUCAAUUAGAAGAUCAAAGAAGGAAGAUGACUGGUUAUAGGGAAGGUAGAGUCAGAAGUCAAAUUUGGCCAAGUAGGUUGGUGAAAGCUUUAGAGAGGUAUCCUGUUUAUCGAGCGAUCAGACUAGAUCACCCCACUGAACAUUGUGACGCAUGUAAUCGUUCAAAUUACAAAUCAGUCAUUCAGAUUAAUCUCGAUGGGGACGAUUACGAUAGAAACAACUACGAACCUCUCGAUUCAGAUUCUGAUUCGGAUUCAAAAUCGGAAUCAGAAUCUAGUUCUUCCAUCGAUUCAGAAGAUAAAUUACCCAAAGAAUUAUUCAUGGGUACUCAUUGUCAUAAACGUACAGAAGUGUAUCAUAAAAUGUGUCAUUGGGAACUCGACCUCUUCCAACGUAUACGUCAACAUCAUCGUGAUCUUCUCAGAGCCCGUCGUUUACCAGUUCCAUCAGAUUCGGAAGCUUCAUCCUCCGCCUCUGACCCUGAUUCAGAUCCGGAAGAAGUGGCCGAUAGACGAGCAAAUAGGGAACGUCGGAGAGCAGCUACGGAGAAAAGAGUAAAGUUGUUACAGAGGAGAGGGAGGUUACCUGAGAAAGCGAAAGAUGUGGAUGAAGUUACCCAGUGGAUGGAUGAGAUGGGGUACCAGACCAGGGCAUUCCGAUGGAUGGAAAGUUUGAUCGCAGAGAGCGCAAGGUUGGAGUUUGACAAGUCGACUGACUGA
Tremella mesenterica DSM 1558 is the source of this 3012-nucleotide messenger RNA. RefSeq lists its product as uncharacterized. Lineage: Eukaryota; Fungi; Basidiomycota; Tremellomycetes; Tremellales; Tremellaceae. The record is from RefSeq and is a predicted model, not a curated record. Bases 1 to 3012 code for a protein of 1003 amino acids. Gene Ontology annotation, cellular component: nucleus. The transcript is spliced from 5 exons.